Molecule: messenger RNA, 13527 nt
Organism: Lucilia cuprina (Australian sheep blowfly)
Lineage: Eukaryota; Metazoa; Arthropoda; Insecta; Diptera; Calliphoridae
Exons: 28
Coding region: 66-13328 (4420 amino acids)
Biological process (GO): regulation of transcription by RNA polymerase II
Cellular component (GO): nucleus
Molecular function (GO): zinc ion binding; DNA-binding transcription factor activity, RNA polymerase II-specific; RNA polymerase II transcription regulatory region sequence-specific DNA binding
Source: RefSeq, a predicted model, not a curated record
UCAUGAAUAGGAUUUUUGAUUGUUAAGAAAAUAUUAACAAAAAGUAAACAAAUUCAAUUACAAAAAUGGCAAAAAUAAGCAACAAUAUUAAAAAUGACUGUUUUAUAAAUGGAAUACAAUACACCUGCCGUACUUGUUUUGAUCCGGGACAAUCGGUUUACUCUCUCGCAGAUGAAUGCAGUAACUCAAAAACUUGGGCUGAUUUAUUGAAAGAUAUUGCACAGUUACAGACUAAUGAGGACGAGCAUCUGCCCAGGACUGUGUGUUGCAAAUGUUUGGAUAAACUUAUAAGUUUCUACGAUUUUAUACUUCAGAUACAGAAUGUUAAUAAAAAAUAUUCUGAACUGUUGGCAUUUUGUAAAAAUCCUCAACAGCAGAGUUCCACUGUAAGUGAAAUUGAUAAUUUUACCGAUUGUUUAGCAGAGUCAGCAACUGCUUUGCCAUUGGAACUUUAUAUUCCUGAAAUUAAAUUAGAGGAGGAACAGAUUGUUCCUUAUGAGUUGCAUGGAGAAGGUGAAGAAACCUUAAAAAAUGAAGACGCUCAUGAUCCUUUCACCGAAACAUGUAAAGAUGCUAUCAGUUCAAUGACACUUCAAUUUGAAGAAAUUCAAAGAGACAUAAUGGAACAAAAUUGUAAAAGUUCAGACAAUGAUGACAAAAAUGAAUACAGCUCCUCAUCUUCCGAUGAAGUGGAUUAUGUUCCUCAAAAGAAGAAAAAACAAUGUACAAAGAAGAUUAGAGUUCCUCUUAAAAGGCAAACAGUGGAACAAAAUUUAACGGAUUUGGAUUCAGAAAAUGAAUUAAUAGAAAGAAAAUCUGAUCAAUAUAUAUGUGUUGUAUGCAAUAAAUCGUUUUUAAGUAAAAAAAAUUGUCUGCGCCAUAUAAAAACAGUGCAUCCUCGACAACAAGAAUCUAUAUUCUCCUCCUCCAGCGAAAGUGAUUUUGAGCCAUUAACUAAUCAUGAAACUGAAAGAAAAAAAUCUUCGGAAAGUGAUAAAAUGAUACAAGUAAAAAAUCAUUUUGUUUGCCUGAUAUGUAAAAAAACAUUUACCAUGCAAAAAAAUUGUCGUCGUCAUAUAAUUAUAAAACACUCACAAGACGGUGUAUUUCCAUGUGGAUUAUGUGAACAACAUUUCGUGUGUAAGGACUAUUUGCAAGUACAUCUUAAACGUAUGCAUCCAGGUGAAACUUUAGAUUCAAAUACUAAACAUAUACAAAGGAUAUUUGGAGAUCGUUUAUAUAGUAAACCAGCCGCAUGGUCUCUGGUAGAGUGUAAAUUAUGUGAAACAACAUUUAGUACAACAAAAGAACUACGUCAACACUUGGAAAUUCACUGCACAGAUAUAGAUACUCUAAGUAUUUUAGACUUGAACAGUAACAUUAUCCAACAUUUGUUUACUAAUAUGACAGAUUUAAUUGCCAUAAAAGAGAACAUAUGCAAAGAUUUGCAAGAUAAAAACUGGUUUAAAUAUUACACAGUGUUAAAUGAAAACUUUUAUGAAAUGUCUAUAAGUGACACUGAAGCUGAAGAUUUGGAAAAAGAAACUGAAGGGCAAGAUUUGAAAUACAAGUGUGAAUUGUGUACUGCAGAGUUUUCAUAUAAAUACCAAGUUUUCACCCAUUUGAAAGAAGCCCAUACAGAGGAAGAAAUUCCUUUAAAGUGUCGACGUUGCCAAUUGGAAUUUAUUUCCAUUAAAAUGUAUGAACAACACAAACAAACACAUUGUCGAAACAAACAUAAAGUUUUACGUUGCACCAAUUGUCCGGCAAAGUUUGUUUGGCCGGAUAGUAUAAAAAAGCAUAACUGUGCUUCGAAACUACCAAAAAACACCAUAACUGGCAAUACAGAACUUAUAAAAUGUAAUGUAUGCGAUCUUGAAUUUGAGGAAAAGACUAAAUAUAAGGAGCAUUUAGAAACACACAGCAAUGCCAAGACCUUAACAGCAAAAACCAUAAUACGUUGUGGUCUUUGUGCACUUUACUUUAAAAAGCUACAAGAUUUACGUCAACAUAUGCCCUUGCAUGCCGAUGGCUGCACUGACAUUGACUUUAAAGAUUGUAUUUAUGUGAAAUACUUUGAAAACACGAAAAAAUUUGAUUUAUUGCCACUACAGCUGCGUAUACAAAAUGCCUAUAGUAAAUCUCAAAUAAGUUGUUUUUAUCAGGCCAUUGAUAAGUACGGCAAUGAACUGGAUAUUUCUGAUUCAGAUAGUUUCACGGAGGACGAAGCAGAAAGCAUUAAUUUGAAAAAACAACACACGUGUGAUCUUUGCAAAGAAAUAUUUAAAAGAAGAACACUUUUAUUAAAACAUCAAAAAGAACGGCAUAAUAAUAUGACACUACCCUUCAAAUGUAAGGACUGUAAUGAACAAUAUGUAAGUCUUGAUUUAUUGCAACAACAUUUAAAGAGAAUUUGCUGGAACGAGCACCGACGAAUAGCUCAACAAUGUGGUCAAUGUAAAGAACGUUUUAUUUGGCCAAAUAAUUUACAGAAACACAAAGAAAUACAGAGACACAUGACCAAGAGCGAUGUACAACUUCAUUACUGUCUGCUAUGCCCCAAAACAUUUUUUAGUGUUGAAGAUGUGAAGCUACAUUUAAAUCGCCAUCGGUUAACUGAAUCCGAUCUUAAGACUGUUGAAAGUAUAGUAAAUUCUACAUGGUGGCCAAAUGGUAAGAAAGCCAUUAAAUGCAAAAUAUGUGAUCAAGAUUUUGAAACUAUGGCCAAUUUAAGAGAACAUUUUUCUCCUAACAAUUCUCAAAAUUCCUGUGCCAAUGAGCAUUCAUUGGAAAAUUAUUCGAUUACAAAUCAAAAAGGUUUCGAAUUGCAUUUAGAACUGGAUUCUGAAACAGAAGCUGAAGUUGAACAAGAAGCGCAGGGUGAUGAAACAAUUUUAUAUCCCUAUAAAUGUUCCAUGUGUUCUAAAUCGUUCAAGCGAAAAUAUCAAAUAGCUCAACAUCAACGUUCUAUACAUAAUUAUGAGUUGCUACAGUUGAAAUGUGAACGUUGUAUUUUUAAAACAGUUUCAGAGAAAGUUUUAGAUUGUCAUAAAGCCACGCAAUGUUUCAACGCUGAAAAACGAUACAAAUGCGAGCAUUGUAAUUUUAAAUUCAUGUGGCAAGAGAAUCUCGAUAGUCAUAUUGUCAUAUUUCAUUCUCCAAAAGAUUCAAUAAAAGCAACAAAUGUUACAAUAUCAAAUGAAUUUGUUCCCAUACCCAACAAUGAUUUGGAGUCGGUAUCCCAAAAGGACAAUUCAAACGCUGACAGCAAGCAUUCUACAGCCAAAAAAGAAAGUGACUACAUAUGUACAAUUUGUGGGGCGACUUAUGUAAAUAGCACUGGUCUUAAAGUACACAUAAUGAGGCACAAUGGUGAGAAACCUUUCAAGUGUGACCUUUGCAAAAAGGCCUUCCCACGCAAAGCCGAUCUGCAGGACCAUCAACGUACACACACUGGAGAACGUCGCUUCAAAUGUAACUAUUGCGAGAAACAAUUUUGGCGAAACAGCAAAUUAAAAGAACAUGAACGUGUUCACACCGGCGAACGUCCUUUUCAGUGCACACUUUGUCCGAAAGCAUUUAUAAGGUCGGAAUAUUUGAAGUUACAUUUACGUGGUCACACUGGUGAAAAACCCUUUGCGUGUGACAUUUGCAAUAAACGUUUUGUAUCUCUUGGUUAUCUGAAUAGUCAUCGUACAGCUAUGGGCCACAAUGAGCUAUUUUCAACACCUGGUAUAACUCCUAAUGCAAAUCCAUCUACCGAACCUUCCAGCUCUAAGAAGGACAAAAAAUUAUGUCCCUUUUGUGGGAUUUACUUGUCGUCCAAAACAAGUCUUACGUUACACAUGCGAACGCACACUGGUGAGAAGCCCUUUAAGUGUGAUUUUUGCGAAAUGGGCUUUACGCGUAAAACUGAUUUAACUUAUCACAGACGUACACACACCGGCGAACGUCCCUACAAAUGUUCGCAAUGUGAUAGAGCAUUUACGCAAAGAACAAAGUUAUCUGCACACAUGCGUAUUCAUACCGGCGAACGUCCUUACGAAUGCAAUAUUUGUCAGAAAAAGUUUAGGAAAUCCGAUUUUUUGAGACUUCAUAUGCGUAAUCAUACUGGCGAAAAUCUUCAUCGAUGUGACAUUUGCGGAAAAGCUUUUGUUUUGCGAUGCUAUCUGAAACGGCAUCAAAUUGCAAUGAAACAUCACCCACAAGAAGAUUGUCGCACUUGUUUCGACCCGGGUCAAAUUAUCUAUUCCCUUAGGGAUGAAGCCAAUAACGCGAAAACUUGGCGUGAAUUGUUAAGGGAUAUUGCUCCGCCACAGCCAUAUGACGAGAAUUUACUUCCAAAUACAAUGUGCUGUUUAUGCUCGGAAAAACUUCAAACCACCUAUGAUUUUAUACGACAGAUUCAAAAUGUAAAUGAUAAAUAUUCAAAAUUAUUGGAAGGUUGUAAUGGAGUUUAUAGUUCUACUGAUUGUUUGGAAGAAUCAACAAUUGAUAUGCCAAUGAAAGAGCUUAUGCCGGAAAUUAAACUAGAGGAAGAGUUAAACCCUUACGAUGUAGUUUUAACUAGCACUGAUCAAUUAGAUGAAGUACCAGCUACUAUAUUUAAAAACGAAGAUACCGAUGAUGAGGACGAUGACCCUUUUACGGAAACUUACAAUGAUGAUGCCGCAUCAACAUCUGACUUAUUGGAAACAAGUGAAGUAAAAUCGGAAGACAGUCCAACAAAAGCGAAAGUUAAAGUUAAACAAUCAGAAGAUGAAGAUGAUGAGGAUGAUGACGAUGAUGAAGAAGACGACGAACCACUUUCCAAUCGUAAAGUUCUAACUAGAAAAGCUAAACAACAACCAAAGGAAACUGACAAAAAUACAUUAAACACUGACGGGACACAAAAACUUGAAAAACGUGAAGUCGACGAAUCAUUGCCGUUUGCCUGCGAUUUAUGUACGAAAGCAUAUUCUACCAAGUCUAAAUUAAAAAGACAUCUGCAAAGAGUACAUCCCUCAGAUGAUGCUGCAGGACCUCUCGUUUGCGAAACAUGUUCGAAAACAUUUAUUACGGUUUACAAAUUAAAAAGACAUCAACAGCGGGUGCAUCCAACAAUAUAUAAAACAAAUCCGAGACCAAAAGUUAAUUUGGAUAUAAAAGGACCCGUUGAUUGUGAAUUAUGUGCGAAAACAUAUGAUAAUAUACAAAAAUUUAAAAGGCAUCAAAAACGAAUACAUCCAGAAGAAUAUAAAAAUGAGCCGAUUGUUUGCGAUAAAUGUUCAAAGGAGUUUGAGAAUAUGUACAAGUUCAGAAGACACCACCAAAGAGUACAUCCUAUACCGAAUCAAGAGACACACAAAUGUCCGCUAUGCUCAAAAGAAUUUAAAAAUAAAUUCUAUGUUUCUGAACACAUUAAAGUCGUACACGAAAAAUUAAAACCUUAUAAUUGUUCACACUGUCCUAAAACGUUUGCAUCGGGCCAUUCUAAACGAAUUCAUGAACUUUCACACACUGACAUUUUCCCCUAUGAGUGCGAAUGGUGCGAUAAGCGUUUCCGUCUACCCAGCAAAUUAAAGAUUCACUCUGAAAUACAUACAACCAAACCAGAACUCUUAUGCCCCAUCUGUCACAGAAGCCAAAAGUCUACAAAAGACUUGGAAGAUCAUGUAAAAUCUCAUGACGAUAAUCGUUUACAGUGCCCUUCUUGCGGGCACUUGUUCAGAAGAAGUUCUCAACUUAAAGAUCAUUAUAACGCAGUUCAUUUGAAAUUGCGUCCAUACAAAUGUGAAUUUUGUGAAUUAGGUUUUGGUGACCGUAAAACGCGACGUAUGCACGAAAGAAAAUAUCAUCCGAAAGAGCGUCCGCCACCACCGCCAAAGACAACAAUCUUAAGUGAACAUUUUGAAGAUUGUGAUGAUGACUAUGAUUACGCAAAUGUGUCCAGCAACUUGUCAUUUAGUGAAAGCAAUUACAAUCCAUUGAACGAGAUGGAGAAAAACAACAGCGAAAAUGAUGAAAGACACCAAGAGAGCGAAGAAACUCCAAAGUUCUUAGAUAAUGAUAAAAUCGAGAUCAUCAACCAUGGCUUCCUAUGUCGCAUAUGCCAGAAAACAUUUACCUUACUGAGAAAUUGUCGAAGACAUAUAAAAACUUUACAUCCUCAGCAGAUCUUUUAUAUUUGCUCAUUCUGCGGACAAAAUUUAAAGUAUGAAGACAAAUUAAAAAAGCAUAUUUUACGUUCACAUUAUGGCGAUAACUAUAAAAAGACCUAUUUUCCUUGCAAAUUAUGUGGACAAUAUUACAUGAGUGAAGAAAAUUUAAAAAAACAUAUUGCACGCUUGCACUCUGUCAAACACAUUAAAUCGACAUGGUCAACUAUUAAAAAUGUAGAACACAUAUUUGCCAAACGUUUAUACAGCAGGCCGACCGCUAGACAUCAUGUGGAAUGUAAAUUGUGUGCUGAAACAUUUGAAACAAGUAAAGAUCUACGACACCACUUGCAAAGUCACAGCGAUAUAGACACUCUUAAUAAAUUGGAAUUAAGCGAUAGUAUUGUCCAGCAUUUCUUUCCAAAUAUGAAUGAUUUGAACGAUAUUAAACAAACAAUAUGUAAUGAUAUUCGUAAGAAAGAUUGGUUUAAAUAUUACACAGUGCUAAAUGAACAUUUUUAUGAAAUGUCCCUGAGUGACACUGAAGUAGAGGAUCUAGAGGAAGAACAACAAAUUGCAGAGCGAGCCGGUAAAUACAAGUGUUCUAUGUGUGCUUCAUGUGAUUUUUCGUACAAAUACGAAGUGUUCCAGCAUUUGAAAAACGUUCAUUACAAGAAUGAAAUUGCUUUGAAAUGUGAUAAGUGUAAUUUGCCAUUCAUUUCCAUCAAAAUGUUUACACAACACACACAAACUCAUUGCCAUAACAAAUAUAAAGAUUUACUCUGUGCCCGUUGUCCAGCCAAAUUUGUUUGGCCUGAAAAUAUAAAAAAUCACAACUGCUGUGUCAACAGUAAUAGGAAACUGCCUGUUCAAAGAUUUACAAAACCUAUAAUACGUUGUAGUCUUUGUCCUGAAUCCUUUAAGAAACUUCCACAUUUACGCGAACACAUGCCUUUGCAUGCCGAUGGAAAAACUGGUAUUGAUUUCGAAAACUGUAUUUAUGUAAAAAAUUUCUACUCAUCGAUAACGAUUGAUAAAGUGUUGCUGGAGCAAGAGAUACGAAAUGCCUACACUAAAUCUCAAAUUAGUUGUUUUUAUCAAAUUAUAGAUAAGUAUGGCAAUGAACUAGAUAUGUCCGAUUCAGAUUCAGAUACUAAUACGGAAGGAAAGGAAUACAUGUGUGACCUAUGCAAAGAAAUGUUUGAAAGACGACAGCUUUUAUUAAAACAUCAAAUUGAACGACACAAUGAUCUGGUGCUACCAUUUGUGUGUAAGGACUGCAAUCAGCAAUUUGUUAGUCAUGAUUUAUUGCAGAAACAUUUAAAAAGGGUUUGCUGGAAUGAACACCGACGCAUGGCUCAACAAUGUGAGCAUUGUAAUAAUCGGUUUAUAUGGCCAAACAAUCUGCAGAUACAUAGAGAAAUACAGCAUUCUACGGACCAAGUGGCCAAAAAAAAAUCUGACACAAAUGAACUUCAUUAUUGUCUAUUGUGUCCGCAAACAUUUAAGAGUAUUGAUGACCUGCACGAUCAUUUAAGCGACCAUCAUUUAACACCAGUUGAUGUCAAGACAGCUGAAAGCAUAUUACAUUCCACGUGGUGGCCAAACGGUGAAAAAAGAAUAAUAUGUAAAAAAUGUGGUCUGUUAUUUCCCUCUAUGGUGAGUUUAAGAGAGCAUUUUUCUCCUGUGAAUCCCAAUAAUUUAUGUGGAAAUCAACAUCUACUGGCAAACUAUUCAAUUACCAAUCAAAAAGGAUUCGAGUUGCACCUGAAUCUGGAUUCUGAAACAGACGAAGAAGAUGACUUGGAGGUAACGCAUAGAAAAAUGCCAACACCCUAUAAAUGUUGCAUUUGCAACAAAACAAUCGGCAGUCAGUCGGAGUCGGUAACUAACAAUUGUUUACAAUCAACGUCGAACGACAACAAAUCUUCUCAGUGUGAUCAAUGCGAAAUGGUAUUUCAACGAAAUUCCGACUUGCAAGAACAUUUGCACUCGCAUAGUGCAGAAAAUCCGUACAAAUGUACAUUUUGCAAGGAAUCAUUUAAGCACAGAGAAGUUUUAACUAUUCACAUCAGAAGUCACGCGACCCAACGUCGUUUCCAGUGCGAUUUUGAGGAUUGUACGGAAGAAUUUCCGAGCUCGCUUGAUUUAGAACUGCAUACUCAAAUUCAUACGAGAGAAAAACCCACACCAAGUGCAAAUGGAAAAUGGAAAUGUCCCUACUGUGGUAUAUUCUUAGCGUCAAAUGGAGGUCUUACAAUACACGUAAGACUUCACACCGGAGAAAGACCAUACAAGUGCGAUUUUUGUGAAAAGGGCUUUACUCGUAGAAGUGAUUUAACUGAACAUAUACGCAAACACACUGACGAGCGUCCCUACAAAUGCACGCAUUGCGAUAAAGCCUUUUCGAAAAGGCAACGUUUAAAUGAACACAAUCUCGUUCAUACGGGCGAACGUCCUCACAUGUGCCCCUUUUGUAAGAAAUCCUUUCGAAAACGAAACUAUUACAAUUUACAUUUACGUAUGCAUACAGGCGUUAAACCGCACAAGUGUGGAGUUUGUGAUCAAGCAUUUACAUGUGGCGCAUAUCUGAAAAAACACCAUUUACAAAUAAAUUGUAUAAAGAAGUGUAAAAUGUCAGGAGAUAAUAAAAAAGAAUGUUUGAUAAAUGGAAUUAGCUACAAAUGUCGAACUUGCUUUGAUCCGGGACGUACAGUAUACUCACUCUUAGACGAUGCUUUCAAUGCAAAAUCUUGGCGAGAUUUGUUAAGGGAUAUUGGUCAGACAGAGACAAAUGAGGAAGAUUUCCUUCCAAAAUUUAUUUGCUGCAAAUGCUCGGGAAAGCUUAAAAGUUCCUAUGAAUUUACUCUUCAGAUUCAUAAUGUAAAUAAAAAAUACUCUCAAUUAUUAUCUAGUCGUAAUGAUCCACUCCAUGAGAUUGAUCAUUUUAAUGACUGUUUGGCAGAAUCAACUAUUGAUUUGCCAUUGGAUCCAUAUAUGCCGGAAGUUAAGCUAGAGGAAGAUUUUGUUGAUCCAUAUAAUACAAGUUUAGGAAACAAAUUAUCAGACAGUGAAGGAAAAUUUGAAAUUGAAGGCGCUCAUGACUCCCUGAAGGAAACUGAGGAAUUCAGCUUGACUUCAGAGUAUUUAAAAGAAGAUAAAAGGCAACAAAGUGGAGACGAUGAGUACAACGACAAUGGUGAUAGAAAUGGAACCAGCUCGUCUUCAUCUGACGAAAGUGAUUAUGUGCCUUUAAAAAAAUUUAAAAAGGAAAAAACCAAUAACUGCCGCACUUCCAGUGAACCGACCAAACAAAGAAAAGGUCGAAAAGCCCCAGAGUAUUAUGAUAAAAUCGAAAAAGUCAAUGAUCGUUUCGUAUGCUUCAUUUGUCAAAAAACUUUUUCUUUGCGAAAAGAUUGUGGCCGACAUAUAGCUUCUAUACACUUGCGACAAAUAAUGUUUCCUUGUGAAUUUUGCGGACAAAGUUUUAGUCGCAAGGAUAAAAUACAACAUCACAUUAAGCGCAUGCAUAUGGACGGAGUGGUGUAUCCGACUAAACAUAAAGAAUGGUUAUUUGGUGAUCGCUUAUAUAGCAAACCUAUUGAUUGGCAUCUCGUUGAGUGUAAGUUGUGUAACGUCACAUUCAAAACAACUAAAGAACUUCGACAGCAUUUAGAAAACCAUAGUGAUAUAGAUACUCUUCAUAGCUUAGAAUUAAGCGAUAAGACUGUCCAACAUUUAUUUCCAAAUAUGAUUGAUUUAGGAACCGUAAAGGAAACCAUAUGUAAAGACAUUCGAGAAAAACAUUGGUUCAAGUAUUACACGGUGUUGAAUGAGCAUUCCUAUGAAAUGUCAGUUAGUGACACAGAACUGGAAGAUUUGAAUGAUGCUGCAGAAAAUCGUGCCACUAAAUACAAGUGCGAUUUAUGCUCUAAGGAGUUUUUAUUUAAAUACGAGGUUUUCUCUCAUUUAAAAGAAAUGCACGGCAACGAUGAAAUUCCUUUAAAAUGUGGGUUAUGUAAAUUAGAGUUUAUUUCAAUAAAAAUGUAUGAACAACAUUGUCAAACCCACUGCCGCAAUAGAAAUAAGGUUUUGCUUUGUGCUCAAUGCCCGGCCAAAUUUAUUUGGCCUGAAAAUAUGAAAAAUCACAAUUGUGCCAUGAAAGCACUAGCUACCCCACCGGUUGCCACAAAAGACUUACUAGUAUGUAAUAUUUGUGAUCGUAAAUAUGAAGUUAGGUCUAAAUACGAGAAGCAUUUAGAAACACAUAAAGACGGCAGGAUGGUAUCCGCUAAAACCAUUAUUCGUUGCGGUCUUUGUGCACAUACCUUCGUUAAGUUACGACAUUUGCGUAGGCACAUGCCUUUGCAUGCCGAUGGCAAAACUGGUAUUGAUUUUAAAGGUAGUAUUUAUAUCAAACGUUUUGAACGUUCGAAGUCGAUUGAUUAUGCACUACUUCAGCAAGAGAUACAAAAUGCCUACAGCAAGUCUCAAAUUAGUCGUUUCUACCGAGCGAUCGAUAAGGACGGGAAUGAAUUGGACAUUUUAGAUUCGGACAGUGAUACGGAAGAGUCAGAUGUUGAAAAUGUUAAAAAAGAAUAUACAUGUGAACUUUGUAAAGAAAUAUUUAAGAAACGAAAACGUCUGCUUAAGCAUCAACACGAACUCCACAAUGAUGUGCCAUUGCCCUUUACUUGUAAGGAUUGUACGCAGCAAUAUGUUAGUAAUGAUUUGUUACAACAACAUUUAAUGAGGGAUUGCUGGAAUGAACAUCGUCGAAUCGCUCAACAAUGUGAUUAUUGUAAUGCCCGUUUCAUUUGGCCCAAUAAUCUGUUGAAGCAUAGAGAAAUUCAGCAUAAAAAUCAAAAACAACCAAAACCUCAAAGAGCCAGCACUCUCAAAUGUGAGUAUUGUGAUAAAGCAUUUAUAUGGCCUAAGGAUUUAGUACGCCACAGAAAGACUCACACCGAUGGAAAGAAAUUUACCUGUCCUCACUGCGAUCGCAAAUUUCAUCGCAAAGACAAUUUGCUGGCUCACAUAAGAAUUCAUUGUCCGGAAGGUAUUCCCACUAUCGCAAAUCCAGGAAAGGGUAUCAACUAUAUAUUGCCUCAUUUGAUGAAACCUCAUGGUUGUAAACGCAUCAAGUGUAUGAUCUGCUUCUCCGAACACAACCGUAUACGAGAUCUAAGAUCGCACAUACGAACACAUCGAUAUUCGGUUAAUUUUGAUAAAAGGAAAGAAACUGAAACAUUUGAUGUUAUAUCAUCUCAGCUCUACCCCGAUGUAGCUGAGACGUUGACAGAAGAGGAACUAGUGAAGCGAAUUGGUUUAGAUAUUGCGUCAGAAAACAACUUGGAACGUUUUUACUCUAUAACAAGCGAAAACGGUUGUGAAGUAAGUUUGGAUAGCUCUGAAACGGAAAGCGAUUCUGAUGGUGAGGAAAACGAAGAAGAGGAUGAGAAGCCAAAACGUAUUUAUAAAUGUGACUUGUGUCCUCAAUUGAGUUUUAAUCGUAAAUAUAAAAUUUUCGAGCAUCAAAACAAAGAACACAAGUGGGAAGAGGCCCGCCAUAUUUGUGGACAUUGUAAUGGGAGAUUUCUUUCAUCAUAUAUGCUGCAAUUACACUAUAAAAAUCAAUGUAAAAAUUCCAAAAAACGUCACUUUUGUCGACGUUGUCCCUUGCGUUUCAUGUGGAAGAGUAAUAUGAAGGCUCAUAUUAUAAUGGAGCAUGGACAAGAGAUUGAUUUAAAUCGCCGACAUGAAUGUUUUCUGUGCCAUGAAAAGUUCUCUAUUCAAAAAGAACUCAAACGCCAUUUGAUUGCACAACAUUCUGCAGAUGCCGCAGUUCAUUAUUGUCUUCUGUGCCCGAAAACAUUCUUUAGUAUUGAACAUCUCAAUGAACAUUUGAGCCGUCAUCGUUUGACUACUUCCGAUGUUAAGUCUGUUGAAAGUAUAAUACAUUCCACUUGUUGGCCAAAUGGUGAAAAAACAAUUAAAUGUAAAAUAUGUGGCCUAAUAUUUGAAAAUAUGACCAGCUUACGAGAACAUUUUUCACCUAUAAAUCCCCAAAAUGUAUGUGCCACAGAACAUUCUCUGUCAAAUUACUCCAUUACAAAUCAAAAGGGAUUCGAAUUGCACUUAGAACUGGAUUCUGAAACUGAAGUAGAGGAUGAAGUAGAAGUGGGCCACAGUAAAGACACUAAGAACACAGUAUACCCCUAUAAUUGUUGCAUGUGCAGUAUGUCGUUUAAACGAAAAUAUCAAAUAGCUCAACAUCAACGUUCUAUGCACAAUUAUGAGCUACUGGAAUUAAAAUGUGAACAUUGUAUUUUUAGAACAGUUUCUCAGAAAGUAUUAGAAUAUCAUCAGGCCACGCAAUGUUUUAACGCAGAUAAACAGUAUGUAUGUGAGCAGUGUAAUUUCAAAUUCAUGUGGCAAGAAAAUCUUGAAAACCAUAUUACCAUAUUUCAUACUCCUUAUGAUUUGAGCGAACCACCGGAGACUGCUAAGAUGGUAACAUCCACAGAGCCCAUACCAACCAACAACAAAAGUGAUAAAAAUAUAUUCGAAUGUAUGGACUGCCACCGAAGGUACAAUCGAAAAGAUCGUUAUAAGGCACAUUUCAAGAAAUUUCACAACGAUUUGCCUCACACCUCUGCCACUAUUUCAAAGUCAAAAGUUCGCAAACAUUCUACAGAAAAAUCGGAAAAGAAAUUUUUAUGUGCCUUUUGUGGCCUUUCAUUUUCUAACAAUUCAAAUCUCACAGUGCACAUGAGAAGACACACAGGUGAAAAGCCAUUCAAAUGUGAUCUUUGUGAAAUGGCCUUUCCACGUACAUCGGAUUUACAGGCUCAUAAACGGACACAUACAGGAGAACGUCCCUUCAAAUGUUUAUUUUGCGAUAAAUCAUUUUCACGACAAUAUAAAUUGACUGUUCACAACCGCAUUCAUACGGGCGAACGUCCCUACGAGUGUACGUUUUGCCAGAAAACAUUUAUUCAAUCGAACGACUUAACUCUACAUUUGCGUCGCCACACGGGCGAAAGGCCCUAUAUGUGCGACAUUUGCGGUGAAGGGUUUAUAUGCGCUACAUCGCUGAAGCAGCAUCGCAACUCAAAAGGUCAUCAGGAAAAUAAAAUUGACUUGAAAAUGUGCGUUCAACAAAUGACACAAUUCGAUAUGAAGUUUUAAGUAAUUCAGGAAUUGGACAUACAUUCUAUAUAUUUUACUCGAAAUAGAUUAUAAUUAUUUUUUAAGUUGUAUUUAUUAUAAGGGUAUUAUUAUUUGUACUUGAGUAGAACACAUCACAAGAUUUUAAUGUAUGUAUUUAGAAAAUAUAAAGAGUAUGAAUGUAGUGUUUUAUAAAUACAUCAUUUUAUUCGCAAAGCAA